Messenger RNA from Hemicordylus capensis (graceful crag lizard), 12697 nucleotides. It is a transcript of the gene KIF26B, whose product is annotated as kinesin family member 26B. Gene Ontology annotation, molecular function: microtubule binding; ATP binding; microtubule motor activity. The record is from RefSeq and is a predicted model, not a curated record. Lineage: Eukaryota; Metazoa; Chordata; Lepidosauria; Squamata; Cordylidae. Bases 452 to 6772 code for a protein of 2106 amino acids. Gene Ontology annotation, biological process: microtubule-based movement. The transcript has 15 exons.
AAACAAGUUACCACACCACCAAGUAGCACAGGGAGAAACUGCUGCCUGUAAAGCAACACCCAGCUCUUCAUUCCUCUCCCGCUCCCUCCUUCGGUUUGUAAAAUCUGCCUCGGAUGCAAUUGUUCCUUUUAGUUGUGGGGAGGAAAGUGGCACUGUCUGCUGGGGAGGGAAAAUGCCGAUCCCUGGGAUUUCUACACAAAUAAUGAGACAGAAGACAAUGAGGACAUACACGAUCUGAAGAAAAGAAGAUCUAACCCUCUCUUCGGUUUCCUGCUGGCGUUUCUCUGAGCUCUAGGAUUUUUUAUUUUUUAUUUAUUUGGGAGGAAAACACGCACGCACACUCAUUGACUUCAAGUGCAUAGUGUGCAGCUGGGGUGAACCUUAUUGGAUCUGAGAAUUCCCCAUUGGAUACAAAUUUGCAGGAAAUUCUCCCGUGUGCACAAAGAUCAUCAUGAAUUCUGUGGCUGGGAAUAAAGAGAGAAUUGCAGUCACAACCCGAAGCAGGAAAUAUGGGGUGAACGAUCCCUGCUCCCCCACCAAAUCCGCGGCGCCUUUCUCGCCGGAAAGCUGGUACAGGAAAGCUUACGAGGAAUCCCGGGCCGGCAGCCGCCCAGCCCCCGAGGGCGCCGGCUCCAUACUGGGCUCUUCCGGCACCCCUUCGCCUGGCUCGGGCACGUCCUCGCCGGGCUCCUUCACCGGAUCACCGGGCCCCGCUUCUCCGGGGAUCGGCAGCAGCUCGCCCGGCUCGCUGGGGGGCUCUCCGGGCUUCGGCACCGGAUCGCCCGGUUCCGGCAGCGGAGGAGGCUCCCCGCCGGGCUCUGACCGAGGCGUCUGGUGUGAGAAUUGCAACGCCCGCUUGGUGGAGCUGAAGAGGCAGGCGCUCAAGCUGCUCAUCCCGGGGCCCUUCAGCAGCAAGGACCCAGCAUUUUCUUCAGCAAUUCAUGACAGACUGCAGGUGCCCAACACCACCCGCAAAGCAUGGAACGAAAGAGACAACCGGUGUGAUGUGUGUGCCACUCACCUGAACCAGCUGAAGCAGGAGGCAAUUCAGAUGGUACUUACACUUGAACAGGCUGCCAACGCCGAACAUUGUGAUGCUUCUCCUGGCUCCCCUCCUCCCCUUCCCAAUAUCCCCACCUUAGUGGGCUCUCGACAUAUGGGCAGUCUGCAACCCAGAGACUGGGCAUACAUGUCUGCUCCUUAUGCUACUUCCAAUUAUGCUGGCUUUCUUCCUAACAAACUCAGCGGAAAACCAAACAACAUAGGGGUCGUUAAUGGGAUAGAGAAGAAAAAUGGUUCCUUGGGGCACCAGGCAAAGGUCAGUGUACAGAUGGCCACCAGUCCCAGCAAUGGUAACAUCCUGAAUUCUGUGGCUAUCCAAGCUCAUCAGUACCUAGAUGGCACCUGGUCCUUGUCAAGAACUAAUGGCAUUACUCUGUAUCCCUAUCAAAUCUCCCAGUUGAUGACAGAGACUGGCCGAGAGGGACUGACAGAAGCUGUGCUGAACCGCUACAAUGCAGACAAGCCUUCUGUGUACAGCUUACCUGGUUCGCAAAGCACCUGUGUUGCCAGUGACACAUCAACAGGCACCUCAGUAGCAGCUUCCUUUUUUGCCAGAGCUGCACAGAAGUUGAACCUAUCUUCCAAAAAGAAGAAGCACAGACCCUCUACAUCCUCUGUUUCUGAAUCUCAUCUUUUCACUACCAAGUUCAGCACUAUUCUACAGACUUCUCCUCCACCUGCUCCACCAUGUUUGUUGAGGGCAGUUAACAAAGUGAAAGACACUCCAGGACUGGGCAAGGUGAAGGUCAUGGUACGAAUAUGUUCCACCCUGGCCAGGGACUCUUCUGAAUCCAGCUCCUUUUUAAAGGUUGAUCCUCGCAAAAAGCAAAUUACACUUUAUGAUCCAUUGUCCUGUGGAGGCCAGAACUCCUUCCAAAAGAGAAGCAGUCAAGUGCCACCCAAGAUGUUUGCAUUUGAUGCAGUUUUCCCUCAAGAUGCCUCUCAGGCUGAAGUAUGUGCAGGAACCGUAGCAGAGGUGAUCCAAUCUGUCGUGAAUGGUGCAGAUGGAUGUGUAUUUUGCUUUGGACAUGCCAAACUAGGAAAGUCCUACACUAUGAUUGGAAAAGAUGAUUCCAUGCAAAACCUUGGCAUAAUCCCUUGUGCUAUCUCCUGGCUUUUCAAGCUGAUUAAUGAGCGGAAAGAGAAGACAGGAGCUCGCUUCUCCGUCCGAAUAUCAGCCGUGGAAGUGUGGGGGAAAGAAGAAAAUCUGAGAGACUUACUGUCAGAGGUGGCAACAGGCAGUCUACAAGACGGCCAGUCUCCAGGUGUCUACCUUUGCGAGGACCCAAUUUGUGGCAUGCAGCUUCAGAAUCAAAGUGAACUCCGCGCCCCAACUUCGGAGAAAGCUGCCUUCUUUCUUGAUGCAGCUAUUGCCUCACGUCGAAGCAGCCAGCAAGAUUGUCAUGAGGAGGAUCACAAGAAUUCCCACAUGCUGUUCACUCUGCACAUCUACCAGUACCGAAUGGAGAAGAGUGGCAAAGGCGGAAUGUCUGGUGGUCGUAGCCGUUUGCACCUCAUUGACCUGGGUAGUUGUGUUAAACCGCUCAGCAAAAACCGUGAAGGAGGUUCUGGACUCUGUCUUUCAUUGUCGGCAUUAGGCAAUGUCAUCCUUGCCUUAGUCAAUGGCAGCAAACACAUCCCGUACAAAGACAGCAAGCUGACCAUGUUGCUCCGAGAGUCCCUUGGGAACAUGAACUGCCGUACCACCAUGAUAGCUCACAUUUCGGCUGCUGCAGGAAACUAUGCUGAAACACUUUCCACUAUCCAGAUUGCAUCCAGGGUCUUAAGAAUGAAGAAGAAGAAAACCAAGUACACGUCAAGCUCUUCUGGAGGAGAAAGCUCCUGUGAAGAAGGGAGAAUGCGGAGACCGACCCAGCUGAGACCUUUCCAUUCUCGGAAUGUUGUUGACCCAGAUUUUCCCAUUCUACACUUGUCCAGUGAUCCAGAUUAUUCUUCUAGCAGUGAACAGUCAUGUGACACUGUGAUUUAUGUUGGUCCCAAUGGCACAGCCCUCUCAGACAAGGAACUGACAGAUAAUGAAGGCCCCCCGGAUUUUGUCCCAAUCGUUCCCGCCCUUCAGAAAACCAAAAAUGAAGGCAAACUUGAGGAAAUGAGUGAGACAUGCUCCAGCACCUCUGAAAGGGACUGCUUGAAGUGCAAUACCUUUGCAGAACUCCAAGAGAGGUUAGACUGCAUUGAUGGAAGUGAGGAGACUGACAAAUUUCCUUUUGAAGAGUUGCCUGUUCAGUUCAGUACAGACCAAGUGCCCAAGUGCCCUUUGUCAGACCAAGUGGCAGAGCUCAGCCAUUUGUCAGAACCAGACAGGGAAGAUGACCUGGCAGACUGCCAACAUCUUGUUAAGGAUGUCAGGGACAAUCUCAAAGCAACAUCUAACAAAAUUCAGGGAAGUCAGUCCCCUGGUCACACGGGGAUGCUUAAUGAGGUUUCCACCCCACCCUCUCCUAGAAGUAUUACAGGUAGUCCUAGUAGUCAGAUGACUUGUUCUGAGCCAUCACUCUGCACUGACUUGCAAAGCAGCCGAGAAAGUCUUAACACCUGUGGCUUUGUAGAAAGCAAACCUCGGCCAAUGGGCUCACCACGACUUGGCAUUGCAAGCCUUUCCAAGACAUCCGAGUACAAGCCACCAACAUCUCCUUCUCAGAGGUGCAAAGUUUACACCCAGAAAGGGGUGUUGCCCAACCCUGCACCUCCACCAUCAUCACUAAGCAAGGACUCAGGGAUGGUGUCCAGUGAAUCUCUGAUGCAACCAGAGAUCCAUACUUCUCCCAUGGGAAUAAGCCCUCAAGUCAUGAAGAAGUCAGCGAGCAGUGGUGAUUAUGGAGAAAUGAAUGACAAUGGAGAACAGCAGCUACAGUCUAUUUCUCCUGAAUCAAAGAAGGAGAUUUUGAGCACCACCAUGGUCACGGUGCAGCAACCAUUAGAGCUGAAUGGAGAAGAUGAGCUGGUAUUCACCCUGGUUGAAGAGCUGACCAUUAGUGGGGUGCUGGAGAAUGGCCGGCCAACAAGUAUCAUCAGUUUUAACAGUGACUGUUCUGUGCAGGCUUUGGCCUCUGGGUCUAGGCCGGUUAGCAUUAUCAGCAGCAUUAGUGAAGAUCUUGAAUGCUAUGCCAGUACAGCUCCUGUUUCUGAGGUCAGUAUCGCUCAGUUUCUGCCUCUUCAAAAAUUGGGACUAGAUAACAAAGCUGAAGAAGCUGAAAGCAGACGUUCGUCUAUCAGCUCAUGGCUUAGUGAAAUGAGCACCGGCAGUGAUGGUGAACAAUCAUGUCACAGUUUCAUAGCACAGGCAUGCUACGGUCAUGGGGAAGCAAUGGCAGAAGCUCCUGUGGCUGACCUUGCAAGAGCCAUGCAGGAUAAUAGUGCCAUUUGUUUAAAUGACAAGCAGAAGCCAGUGACUGAUGGUAUGUUUGUACUGCCAGAGAUGGUUGAGGAGAGUAUUAAUAAAAUGUCUCCCAUCAAAGGCUGUAAAAUCUCAGCCUUGGGCAAGACAACAGUCACAAUAUCAAACACCACAAGUGUAAGCAGUGGUGAAGGCUUCAUUCCGAUGAAGACCAACAUUACCGUAUAUCCAUGCAUUGCUGUUAAUCCCUUUAAGGCACAAGAGACUCAAGACACCAUAUCAUCAGUAUCUUCACCAGCAAAAAAUUCUCAUCCUCAAGAGGUGAAAGAAUCUAGUAUAAGAAAAGAGAUAAAAUUUGAUGAUCCUUGGCUAAAGAGGGAAGACAGUGUGAAGAAAGACAGCUGUGAGCCCAAGUCAGAAGUCAGCUCUGAACAGAAUAAGAAGCAGAACUCAGCAGACAGGUUUAGUAGUAGUAGUGGAGAGACCUCUAGCUCCCCAGGAACUGAAACCCUGAAGAGGGUCAUAGAUGGGUGUGAAAUUGGACUACUCAGUUCUACAACCCACAGUCCAGUUCAUCCUACUGAGAGCAUAAAGAAUGGCAGCCUCACAAGGGGGUUCCAGAAGGCCAACAAGCAGGAGGAAUUAGAUUUUGUUUCUUAUCAUUAUGUUGAUGAGAACAAUGCUGUUGGCUGUCCUGUUGCCUCCAAGUCUUCAAAAGUUAGCCUCGAAAGAAAAAUGGCUUCUCCCAAGCACUGUGUUCUGGCACGCCCAAAAGGUACACCACCAUUGCCUCCCGUGAGGAAAUCUAGCCUAGAUCAGAAGAACAGGGCCAGCCCUCAGCACAGUGCCUGCAGUAGCAGCACCAGCAGCCCUUCCAACCAACCAGUAUCUUUCCUGGCUAGCUUUCCUGAUGAGCUGAGUGGGAAACAAAAAGGCUCCAGUAUGGAGAGUGGAAACAAUAGUAGCAGUAAAUUAUUCAGUGCCAAACUUGAACAGCUGGCUAGUAGAACCAAUUCCCUAGGAAGAUCUAGUGGGAGCCAUUAUGAGUGCCUAUCAUUGGAAAGGGCAGAGAGUCUGUCCUCUGUGAGCUCCAGGAUGAGUCCUGGAAAAGAUACCACAAUGCCCAGAGCUGGGAGAAGCCUCAACCGUAAUGUGAUGUCCUCACCAACAAGUGCAGGCAUUUCUCAAUCUGCAGGUGCCUCUCCAAAGGCCAGUCAAUCAAAGAUCUCUGCAGUGAGUAAGCUCCUUUUGGCAAGUCCUAAGGCUCGAAGCCUGGCAGCAUCAACCACCAAAACACUUAGCUUUUCUACCAAGUCUCUUCCUCAGACUGUAGGACAGAGCUCAAGUUUGCCUCCAAAUGGAAACAAUAUGUCCUGGUCCACUCAGUCGCUCAGCCGAAAUAGGGGCUCUGGACUUUCUGCAAAGCUGCCUCUCCGAGCUGUCAAUGGGAGGAUUUCAGAGCUGCUGCAAGGAAGUACUGGCACCAGAGGUUUGCAGUUGCGCAGGAACUCGGAUACAGAUGAACGUGGCGGUACUCAUGGAGAUGAGAAGCCACCAGUUCACCUGCUGCCUUCACCUUACAGCAAGAUCACUCCACCGAGGAAGCCUCACCGCUGUAGCAGUGGCCAUGGGAGUGACAAUAGCAGUGUUCUGAGUGGAGAACUGCCACCUGCCAUGGGGAAAACAGCCCUGUUCUACCACAGUGGAGGAAGCAGUGGGUAUGAGAGUAUGAUGAGAGACAGUGAAGCAACAGGGAGUGCUUCCUCAGCACAAGAUUCGAUGAGUGAGAACAGCAGCUCGGUCAGUGGGAGGUGCCGAAGUCUCAAAAAUUCAAAGAAGCGUUCAAGUACAGGUUCUCAGAGACGGAGGCUCAUUCCAGCUUUAUCACUUGACACAGCCUCUCCUAUAAGGAAACCUACGAGCCCAGCAGUACGCUGGGUAGAUGGGCCCCUGAGAAGUGCCCAGAGAGGAAUGGGAGAGCCCUUUGAGAUCAAAGUCUAUGAGAUUGAUGAUGUGGAGCGGCUCCAGCGGCGACGCACAGGGGACAGCAAUGAGGUGAUUUGCUUCAAUGCUAAACUGAAAAUCUUGGAGCACCGGCAGCAGAGAAUCGCGGAGGUCAAGGCCAAAUACGAGUGGUUAAUGAGGGAGUUGGAAGUGACCAAACAGUACCUGAUGUUGGAUCCUAAUAAGUGGCUCAGUGAAUUUGACCUGGAACAAGUAUUUGACUUGGAUUCUCUGGAAUACUUGGAAGCUCUUGAGUGUGUGACUGAGCGGCUAGAGAACCGUGUCAACUACUGCAAGGCCCACCUCAUGAUGAUCACUUGCUUUGACAUCACUUCCAGGCGUCGGUGAAGAAAUAACCUCAAGAAUGUUCUGAACUACUGCCACCCCUUUUCUCCCUUAUGAACAGCACCCCAAAGACACAGAAUGAGGAUGAAGGUUGGUGUCACGUUUUGACUGCGUGUGUGAGAUUUCCCCCCUCUCUUUUUGCUGAAGAGCGGUACAUAAACCGAAUAGAUGAUGAUAAGCAAAGACAUGAGAAACAAGGAUGUGCAUUCUCCAAGCCUGAAAGAGCACUUUGAAAAAUCUUUAAGGACAUGUUUGUAAAUAGGAACUGCUGGCAGAAAUGACUUCCCCCCCAAUAAUAACCGAAGAGGGAGAAAGAAUGGAUGUAGGACCGCUGCUGAGAGCACCAUUAAAGUACAAAUACACAGAAAGAUUGUCUUAAGUGCCUUGCAAAUCUUUAUUAUCCAAACAUUUAUGUUCAUACUUUCUUGUGUACAGAUGGUGCUAGUCAUAAAAAAGAAAAGAAAAAGACAAAAAAUCGAACACCUUUUUGAAAUGUAUUACAGCCUGUUUUUUCUCUUGGUGUUUUAUCCUAUUUCUGACUUGCUGUUUCUAAGUAACUUGUGUUUGUAGAAAUAUUUCUUAUCUGAUACAGCAUAUAAAUAAAUGUUAACUGUUUUUAUUGUUGCACCAGAGUAUGGCCACUCAAAGAGAAAAUCAAAUAUCCCAGGUUUACCCAGAAAUGGUUGACAGUAAUGGAGGAGAAGAGGUCCACCUACCCUAGUUACCUAAGAACAUAAAUGUAGAUGUUCUGGCAGAAUAGCAAGCCUUUAAUUGGUAUUGACUUUCCUUGGGAAAUUGUUGUCUGCAUGUUUUUUUGUUGCUUUUGGCAAUCAAAUAGGAUAUUUACAACACCAUGUUUUAUGGCUAUUCUAGAGAAGACUGUAAAGCCCCUACUUCCAUUGCUUCAUAUAAUUCCACCACUUUUUUCCCUAUUCUGCUUCUAUCUUAUCUCAGAGAUGCAUGAAUUAUAGUUAAGAUCCUCCACUUACACCCACCUAUUAUGAGUGCAAGACAAAUGAACAUAAGAAUUCCUUUGGUCCUUUCCAAGGACCUGCUUAUACACAGGAUAUGAAGAUGAUAGUUGUCCUCCUGUUCCUUGUCCCCACUUAUAUUGUAGAUGGUCAACUGGUGUUCAAGGAAACAAUUUUAUUGGGCCCUGAUAGCCCUACCCAAUUUUCAUUAUAAAAAGGUUGGCCACAAUUAAGUGUAAACACUUAAACGUUACAUAUUUCUGCUGAGAGUGCUCUCUGCACAUGCAGUGGUAUGAAGAAGAUUGUUCACAAAUGUGGUCUCCCUAACAGCUCCAAAAGCCAAAGCUGUGGAUAUAGAGCUUUUUAUAUUUUUAUUUUUAAUUAACUUCUACCAAGUGAGUGUUAGGAAGGGAAAGUGGAGAGAGAGGGAGCAGAGGGCUGGAUUUAGCUCCCUAGUCCUCUUUCUCAACAAAGAGCUGCUCAUCUGGAUUUUAGUUAUUUAAAACCAUCACCAUGCAUGAUAUGCUCCCUCUACUUCUAUUAGUACUAAAACGUAAUAAGAACAUUGUUUGUUUCUAAUGAACCACUUCACAAAGGAUUCAAUCCAAUAUCUAGAUGCAAUAGCCAAAACUAAUAAUAGAUUUAGACAAGAAAUGCUGUUUCAGGAACAUCAUAUAGCAGCAUGAUGAUUUGCCCCCAACUAGGUAAUAUUUCCUUGAAGUGAACAAUACAUCACUGCUGUUUAGGCUUAAAGCUGUAGACAAAGAGAGAGAUCAGUAUAUGCAUUUUUCUAGCCAGAGCUGCUCUCCUUUUUAGAAAGAUUGAGGCUCUAAUUCUGCUUUCUUGUACAUUAAUCCAAUUCCAUUUGACUCCCAGCUGGGGAAGGGUGAGUAAAAUAGUUAAAAUAAUAAGGCUGGAUGAAACUAGUGCCUGGUUUGAUGUGUGAGGAGCAAAGGAAACUUCUUGUAAACCUGUUGCCGGUCUAGGCAUGGGCUUUUGGGUAGCUUCUUCAUUCAUAAGCGUGCAGGUAGAAUGUAUGCUUUUUUCCAGUUGCCUCCCAAUAAGCUAUUUGUAUCCAUCUGCAUUAACAAAUGCAAUAUUGCCAUGUGUUUUACUUGCUCACCAGCUUUUCUACUGUUUGCCUCCUACGCCUUCCUUGAAAUCGGACCCCCUAACUUUUCUCCUGAUCAGCUGUUAGUUGGGGCAAGCGAAUUAGUGUGUGUGGGGGAUUAUAUCUCCUAAUCUUGUUUUCUUCUGGCCAUUAUUGACAUUCCUUGAAAUUUCCUGAACAAUAUUAAUGACAUAGUAGAUAGGAACAUAGGAACCUGCUAUAUACUGAGUCAGACCAUUGGUCUAUCUAGCUCAGUAUAGCUUCCCAAAAUCUGAGUUUCCUAGAGCAUAACAAAGCAUUCUGCCAGGAAAUGCAGCACUUCUGAAACUGUGACAAGACAUCCACUCAACUGCAAGUUAAUUUAAGAUAACUUCACUAGACUUCAUAUUAAGUAGGCUUCUGGCGCAACCAGUCAUUUGUAAUACCUUUUAAAAAUGUGACAAGAGCAGGAUAAAGUCAUUAAAGUGUCUAGCAGUUCAAGCUCAGCAACAUUUCCUAAUUAGCUCUUUAAUCAGCUAUUUUGCUAGCAAGGUAAGCAGGGGAUACCUAGAAAAUAAUGCAGAAAGGGAGAAAUAAUGCAGAAAUAAUACAUAUCUUCAUGACUGGUUCACACAACACAUUGUGGGUAGUUUUUCCUCCUACCUUGCUUCCACACAGUCACUUCUACCCAGGUUUUCCUCUAACCGUGCUUCCACACAAUCAAAAAUUGGGAGUACACACAGAUCCCAAACCCGGGUAGAACACAGUUUUCGAUUGUGCGAAUGACCUCAUUUUCUUCUACAACAGAUCUACACAACUUCUGAUCCACUAAGACACAUGCAGCCUACCAGUUAUAUGUAGUUUACUUGGGAAGCUGUGAUGCACCUGAUGGACUACAAUACAUGGUUGUGGGGCUGAGUUCUGCAUAGUCAGGACAAAAAUUAUUCCAUGAUCAUUUUGCUGCUAACUAGGUUGCUGCUAACUAAGACCUAUCUGGGUUGCUUGCAGAAGAUGUUGGAAAAUAAUAUACGUGAACCAGCAAAUAAUGAUGUUGCUUUUAGCAUCCAUUUAGAAAGACAGAAUCAAUGGAUGACUUUUCUUGAUUUCAUUUCAUUGAUUUCCAUAACUGCAAGAGAAGAGAAAGUAGAUGGGAAUUUCACGAUAAGAUCGAAUGAUUCAGCAACCUGGGCAUAUCACAUAUGUGGUAGAACACAGGCCAAUGGCCAAUAUGUUCUCCAUUCAUGCAGCAAUGAGUGAUGCACUGAUAUAGUUUUAUGAUAAGUUCCUUAUGUUAUGCAUUGCUGUUUGUGCAUAACCACACAGACACACAAAGCUUAGCUGCACCCUCACACAGAUUCAUCUAUGCAUUCUAUGCUUUCCUAGCUAGUACCCAUAUACAUACAAACACUUGCAAAUCUGAUCCCUGUAUCAAAAGGAGGGUAGAGAGAUGGUGGAAAUGUUUGUGCAUACACUGAAGGCAAUGUUGCACAGCAUUUCUUAAUUGCUAGCCAUUCUGACUAGCCCUUCAAUUUCCCAUAUUUUUAUUUCCAAACGGUACUAGAAAAAAUAUAUGACUCUCACCAUAGGAGACAAAUGUUUCUCUUUUUGCUAAGUUUUUGAAAAAAAAUGUUCAGGGGAAGGAAAGAGUGGCCUGCAUAGAUGAAUCUGUGUACUGGUGUAGGUUUUAUGUGGUUGCAUUAGUGUGGUUCCUCACAAGCAGCAAAGCGUAACUUAUGAAGCUCAUCAUAAAGCUAUAUCAAUAAAACCUUUACAACCCCACUCACCAGCAGGCUGGCCAUUUAUGCCACAUUUUAUAGAAACUGUAUUUUAAAAUGAAGAUUAUGUUAUUGUUUCUCCUUGUUCUUCAGCCUGUAAAGCCAAGCUGUUGUGUUUGCCUCAUAAAAACCUUGAAAAAAAUGUAACAUCCAUAAAACUGAUAGAAAUACACUCUCAGGUGUCACUAAUUUAAGGAUUGAUGCUCAGUAGACUACCAGGAUUAGCUCUGCUGCACAUAUUUAGAAACAGAGAUAGUAUGAUCAAUACAAUAAUUAAUUAACUAACUUUAUUGGUUAGCCACCCCAUAACAACUUGUUCUCUAAUUUUUGUAAUAAAAUCUUAGUAUUUCUAGCCCCAAUACAUGGGCUUCUCUGAACUGCUAGCUUGAAAAUCCCAUGUUGGGGAUAGAGUUCUGCCACAGACAUUUGGGCACCAAGAACUGUGUUGUGAUGUAUGCAUGUUGUGUGUCGGACAUGAUGAAAGAUGGGUGCAAGAGUGGCAAAUAUGGCUGCUAUCUUAUUAUGAUCAUAACCUGCAUGUAAAACAUUAGACAAAUUCUCAUUAAACCAGUGAUUCACUACCCCAGAUGUCAGUGGACAAAGCAUCAGCCACAUAUUUUCAGGUUACUACACUUGGCUAUGGUGCAUAGCACUGAAGAAGCCAGCAGCUCUUUUGCUGGCUGCGACUCUUUGGCUCACUCCCGGAUGUUCUCAACUAAUAUUAGUAGGGCAUAGCAUGGCUAAUAAUGUCCACCUUUUAUUAACAUUGUAUAACGAGAUCGGAGCAUCCUGUGAUCUUUCUUCUUCUCUAACAAACAGUCCAGGAAUUAUAGCAACCAUAUUCUUCUGAACUGUUUCCAGCUGGAAGACUUUUAUGGAGCAGCUUUCUGUGGCCAAUUGAGCAGAUGCUGCAUGCUUCCCAAAGGAAACCUAAUGUGAGAUGAUCCAAAUUAGCCCACAGUAUUGGUUUUUAGCAGCAGAGGUGGGGGCACGAUUGAUCGAUGACAUUGAAAGCUGUUGAUUUUGCACACCAUCUCAGGAGUACCGUGUGUUACUGAAUUCCUGGCAAACAAAUUUAAAUGCCGAGUUCUAACCUGAUUCAUGGCUGUGGCCCAAGAAGGUCAUGUUGCAGGAGAAUCUGUGGUCAGUUCUUAGGAUGAAGCUUGCCUAAUUAAAAAAAACAGAAGAAAAUGGUGUAUUCUUUCAAACUAGCCUCCCAACUUUUCCCAGGAAAAUAAAUGCUUUUAAAAAGAAACAACUUUGAGUGGUCCUACUCAAAUAUGGAGCAUACUUUAUAAUGAAAUGAUGGUAAUAAACAUGGUGCUGAAAGCAGUUUCAGCUAUAUCUAUAUUACAUAUACUCUCUAUAUGGAUAUAGCCACCUUAUGUACUGUGUAAUAUAAUGUGUGUGAAUGGAUAUCCAAAUGACACACACACUUGCCUAGAGAUUUUAUGUAUACAUAGAUAUUCCUUUUUCUAAAUUUUAACACCUCCCCUCUUAUCCCUAGCUGAAACUGCUAUCUGACAUCCAUCAUCUAUUUGACGUAUGAAGGACAUAAUUUAUUUGUAAACUCAGGAUGUUCUUGCUUUAUAGAAUUGCUUGUACUUUAUAAUUUAUUUACCCAUCAUGAUUGGAAAUGCUUAUCUAAGUGCUAUGCAUUGAAGUGUACAUUUGCGGAAUCCAUUUCAUUCUGUCUGUGGCUAUGUCCUUUCUCAUAGUAACAGUGGUAUAAUAAAGUCACGUGAGGUUGGAGAGCAGCCCUGGUCAUGGGCAAAGUGCUUCUACUGAGUCAGUCAUGAGAAGUUCCACAAGAAGACAGAUCCAUGUAUAUGGAUGUUCUGCUAUAUCAGCUAAGUUUUUUGGAACAGAAAGAAAAAGAGUAGGAAAGAAUGAGAAAAAGACCCACAAAACUCUGCAAGGUGAUUGAAAGGAUAUGUUGAGCCUUUUGCCAUUAAUAUGUAAAGUUUACUGUUUGCUGGCUUAAAAAAAAUCUCUUACCUUUUGUGGUAUAUGAGGUGUGAAACAUAUUGUCAAAAAUAUGAUGUUUAAAAGAUAUCAAAAUAUAGUGGCAUUAAAUGUUUACUUUAUCUUA